Larimichthys crocea (large yellow croaker) is the source of this 4986-nucleotide messenger RNA. RefSeq names its product SHOC2 leucine rich repeat scaffold protein (gene shoc2). The coding region runs from base 594 to 2342 and encodes 582 amino acids. The transcript has 9 exons. Gene Ontology annotation, cellular component: cytoplasm. Lineage: Eukaryota; Metazoa; Chordata; Actinopteri; Sciaenidae. The record is from RefSeq and is a predicted model, not a curated record. Gene Ontology annotation, molecular function: protein binding.
GACGCAGUUUGGUGGCAGGGGAGGGAGGGGAGCAGAGCAGCAGUGUAGGAAAAGAGGAGGAAGCAGCGAGGAUGGCGGAGUCACACCUCUGAAGGUAAAACAGUUAUAUUAUCACAUUAACAGUGGACGUUUUAGCCUCGCAGCACGGCUACGCCUAACUCCUGAAAUAAUACACCCGCCAGCCUCUUGUUACGGCGUGUGUGGUGCUAAAGUGUGAUUUUGCGGUGCAAAUUUUCGAGAGAUAAAAAAAAAACCUUGAUGACCUUUGCGGCCUAAAAGAACUUCUAUCCGAAGGUCCUGGGAUUGUAUGCAGUUCAAACACUUAAGCAUGUGGCCCAUGGGUGCCACAAUCCAGCUACUUCAAAGGAUUUUUUCUCCCAUGGCAUUUUAACAAAGGAACAAAGUAUCAAAAGUAUCCAAAAAACCUUUGGAUCACAAGGCCUUUAUUUCAAGGAUAAUCAUAAAUGUCUGGGCCUGCACAGGGAUGUUUUCUUUAAAAGCCUUCUUGGCUGUCUGUGUCCCCUUUUUCCCAAAUAAGUAACCUGACGAGAGACUCCCAUGAACAACUCUGCAGGAGGCCCGAUAACGUCGUCAUGAGUAGUACUUUAGGUAAAGAAAAGGAUUCGAAAGAAAAGGACCCCAAAGGUGGUCCAGCCGGGAAAGAAAGGGAAAAGGAGGCCAAGGCUCUAGCCGGCUUAGUCAAGGAUGGUGGCAAAGAAGCGAAGACCAAAGGGAAAGAUGCCAAAGAAGGAAAGAAGGACACCAGCAGCUCAACACCGGGUGUUGCCUUCUCCGUUGACAAUACGAUAAAGCGGCCAAACCCGGCACCAGGUACGCGCAAGAAGUCCAGCAAUGCCGAGGUGAUCAAAGAGCUUAACAAGUGCCGGGAGGAGAACUCAAUGAGACUAGAUCUAUCUAAACGGUCCAUUCACAUGCUGCCCACCUCCAUUAAGGAGUUGACGCAGCUGGCUGAACUCUACUUGUACAGCAACAAGCUGCAGAGCCUGCCAGCUGAGGUGGGUUGCCUGUCAGGCCUGGUCACUUUGGCUCUGAGCGAGAACUCCCUGACCAGUUUGCCUGACUCCCUGGACUCCCUUAAGAUGCUUCGAAUGCUCGAUCUUCGGCACAACAAGCUCCGAGAGAUACCGGCUGUUGUCUAUCGGCUGACAUGUCUGACCACGCUGUACCUGCGCUUCAACCGCAUCACAACAGUGGAGAAGGAUAUUCGAAACCUAUCCAAGCUCACCAUGCUGAGCAUUCGUGAGAACAAGAUUAAACAGCUGCCCGCGGAGAUAGGGGAGCUGUGCAGCCUCAUAACUCUGGAUGUUGCCCAUAACCAGUUGGAGCAUCUACCGAAGGAGAUUGGGAAUUGCACACAGAUAACCAACCUCGACCUGCAGCACAAUGAGCUCUUGGACCUCCCAGAGACUAUAGGCAAUCUGGCAAGCAUAAAUCGCUUAGGUCUAAGAUACAACAGAUUGUCAGCUAUCCCCAGAUCAUUAGCCAAAUGUCGAGAACUGGAGGAGCUAAACCUUGAAAACAACAACAUUUCAGUUUUGCCAGAGGGCCUGCUGUCAAGUCUGGCCAACCUGACCAGUCUAACACUGGCGAGGAACUGCUUCCAGUCGUACCCUGUGGGUGGACCAUCCCAGUUCUCCACCAUCUACUCCCUCAACAUGGAGCACAACCGCAUCAACAAGAUCCCCUUUGGUAUCUUCUCCAGGGCCAAAGUGUUAAGCAAGCUUAAUAUGAAGGACAACCAGUUAACAUCUCUGCCAUUGGACUUUGGCACAUGGACAAGCAUGGUCGAGCUGAACCUGGCCACCAAUCAGCUGACAAAGAUCCCAGAAGACGUCUGUGGCUUAGUCUCUCUGGAGGUUUUAAUAUUGUCCAAUAAUCUUCUCAAGAAGUUACCGCAUGGUAUUGGGAAUUUAAGAAAGCUACGGGAGCUGGACUUGGAGGAGAACAAGUUGGAAUGUCUACCUAAUGAAAUAGCUUAUCUUAAAGAUUUACAGAAAUUGGUGUUGACAAAUAAUCAGCUGACUACGUUACCCAGAGGCAUCGGCCACCUUACCAACUUAACUCAUCUGGGUCUGGGGGAGAACCUGCUCCAACACCUUCCAGAGGAGAUUGGUACACUGGAGAACUUGGAGGAACUGUACCUCAACGACAACCCCAACUUGCACAGCCUCCCGUUCGAACUGGCCCUCUGCAGCAAGCUGUCCAUCAUGAGCAUCGAGAACUGUCCCCUCAGCCACCUGCCUCCACAGAUUGUCGCGGGAGGCCCCUCCUUCAUCAUCCAGUUCCUCAAGAUGCAGGGACCAUACCGUGCCAUGGUCUGAGCCAAGAGUAGCUCAAUCCCAGUCCUACUUAACUCCAGGCCCUCCACUUGCUCUGCACCCUCUCGCCUGCCCGCCCCCAUUACGUGUAUCAUACACUGUAAAGAAAACAGACUUGCCACAAUCAGCGUCUGGGGCAAAGACAAGGAGGAGGAUGAUGAAGAAGAAGAAGAAGAAGAAAAUGUUUCUUUCACCAUCCUUGGGCAGAAACAAGGCAAAUCUUUGGAGACUUGACUUCUGUUACUCCAGAGUUUAUCACGGUCAUUUUAGGACCCCAGCCACCCCCGCUCAUCUUUCAUUCCGAAUCAUCCAAGAGGAAAAUAUUUCCAUCUCUUUGCCAAAACUGAAGAUAUAUAAAGUUAUAUAUAUUGAGUAACUGUGAGCUAAGUGGCAAGUCUUUUAACCAUAUAAACCGUGCUCCCAUUGCCAAUGUAUUUACAGUAAUUACAAGCAUCUAUUAUGUGAGCAAGGAUACAAUUGUAUGCAAAAACAAACAAAAAAAAGUCUUUGGAACUUCACAUUUACUGCUGCUGCCGUAAUUUUAACUUUGUCAUCUUGUUUAUUUUGUUUUUUUUAUAUGCCCUUUUUUUUUUUUCUUACAUCACUCAAGAUAACUUAUGUUAAUUCUUGACCACAGAGAACAAAGGUCUAAUGAUGGCGUGUUUAUAAUUUCUUUUUUGUAUUUUUUUUUUUUUUAAACUGUGCCUAUGUUUAGAGUGAUCCAGUGGUUCAUUUCUAAACGCAAUUGUCCAUGAGAAUACAAAGAUAUAAAUUAUUUCAGUACAUUUUUUUUAUUAUUACUGCUGUUUUUACUUUAGUUUUUCCUUCUUUUUUUUUUUUGCUGUUGCAUUAAUCUGUCAGAGCAAGAGAUAUCAGUUGUAAAAUAGGAUGAUUGGAGAUCUUUUUAACAAAUAGCAGCAGUAGUUGUUAAACAUUAAGCUAGUAAUGUAAACAUAUGAGAAAUGCCAAUCAUACAUGCUUGGAAAAAAAAAAGAAAAAAAGAAGCAAGUUGGACUUUUCUCCAAAGCGGGUGGUGCUGUGACAUCCGUCUACGAUGCUUUUGUGUGACAAAGAGGUAUUGAAAAGUCAAACAUACAUAGGUGGUGGGAUAAAUGAUAGGAGAUGUUUUUAUAUAUGUAUACAAAUCCUGGUUGUUGCCUUGAGUGCAAUUUUUAGUUAUGUUUACUUAUUUGAUAUUAUCUUCAGUGUUGGGCUGCAUAGCUGUCAUUCAAUUUGAUCAUUGACCAACAUAUCAGGCGUUUUGAAAAAGACGUUAUCUGAGUCUCCGGAGCAAGUGAUGAGUGUAUCAGAGCUUCAAAAAAAGGUUUGAUAAUAAAACAUUGACAGGUAACACUUCCUUUUUUUGUUAAUAUCCUUAUUUUUUUUUCUGUAUUUUUUUUAACAGGGUCUCCUAAGAAUCUUAGUUGGAAAAUGUUCCCUUGAUUUAGAUUUGUAAUUUAAUCUUUUUUCUUUUCUUUUUUUUAAUGUCUUCUGUCCCACACUGUCCAGCAGCAAUGCUGCUGCUCUUAUGCACUUUUUUAGACACAUUGGCAUCCUCUAUAUUAAGAAAAAAACACACAUUAGCCUCCCAUUGUUAUUUUUAAUGGGGGGCAUUUUGUUUCAUAAAGAAGUAUUUUAUCUGUUAAACAAAAACAGUUUAUCAUGUAAAUUUGUAUCAAUUAAAUAUAAAUGUUGCGUUUAGCAGGCUCAGAAUAUACAAGAAACUUUCUGCGGGGAUGUUUUAUCCUGUCAAUCUUAAAAGGAACUUGCUCUCUUGAACUGUAAAAGGGUCUUUGUGUCUUUGAGAUGUUUUAAGAUUUCCCCUAUCCUGCUUUCUCCAUUGCAAACAAAAUAGCUUAUUGCAGUUCAGAUCAGGAUUGUUUAUUUUAAAUCAAUUUACAUUGAGUGUUUUCUUUCAUUUCUCUUUUUUCUUUUUUUUAAAUGAUGAAACAUGUAUUGAGUUAGUAUUAUUUCCAGUGACUGUACAUUAAAAAUCCCAACAAAAGGUAAUCAAACCAAACAUUUUUUUUUCUUUUUGAAAAUGUGUUGCAUCCCAGCUCUAUAUUCAAUCAUGAUUCUGUUUUGUAUUGAAAUGUGUAGGUCUACUUUUUUUCUGCAGCAGCUUGGUGUGUUUUAGUGGGCUGUGGUUUGGUCUCCCAGACGAGGGGGGCGGCCUGAGUGAUGAGAUUGCCACAGCUCACCUCGGGGUUGGGGGUUGGGGGUGGGCAAUGUACCACUGCUUCUAAUUUACCAGCAGAACCUGUUGCUGCUUUUUUUCGUGGACUGAAACAUAUGCUGUACAAGAUGGGCAGGGGAGGGGGGGAGGGCAGGAGGCUGGGGCCAACGAUCCACUCCCAACACAGACUUCACUGGAAAACCUGACGAAGGACAAAUCCACUGACCUUUUGCGAUUUGGCGUCAGGCCUGGUGGUUUUCUCACAGAUCAAAUCGUUUGGACACAACGAUGAGACCACACAACAAGGUGCAUAUUUGAGCUUAACGCAGUUACAGUACAAGACUGUCAGAAAAAGACAAAAAAGAAAAAAAAAACGAAAAAAAAAUUGUAAAAAGGGCUUUCUGUGUUCACGCUCAACAACACACCGGAGGCAUUGCAUUCCUGGGUUUUAUAUAAAAGCUUUGGAAGUUU